AUGAUCCACAUCCUAUACACAUCUCGCAAUGGGGAUAAAGGUGUUGGUAUUGAUUUGUCUAAGAGAUCUAGAGAAGAUUCAGGAGUAGUUGUGGGGAAAGCUAUGUCUAAGCAAAUUCCAACAACAAUUCCAAUGAAGUUGAUUAUCACAUUAUCAACAACAACUACUACAACAGGGAAUAUUUCGCAAAGGUAUGCUAAUCAAUCAAAUGUUCAAAAUAAAGGAAUUUCUAUUAAUGAAGGAGCUGGAGGUUCGAGUUCUACCCUUGUUAAAUCAACGUUACAUGUUGAUCCUAGAGACAAAGGGAAAUGUAUUCAAGUUGAAAAAACAAUUGAGGAGAAGAAGAAAUUAUAA
Molecule: messenger RNA, 354 nt
Organism: Lactuca saligna
Lineage: Eukaryota; Viridiplantae; Streptophyta; Magnoliopsida; Asterales; Asteraceae
Source: the annotation of a GenBank genome assembly